AUGCGGCUCCUCAACCUUGAGACACUCCGCCUUGAAACCUUCCUCAACGAUAGCGAAAUCCCUCCUUACGCGAUAUUAUCCCACACAUGGGGCGCGAGCGAACUAAAGCUGCAAGACCUGGAGCUUCCCCGCGCCGAAUUGGAAACGUACCCAGGAUGGAAGAAGGUCGUCAACUUCUGCCGCAAGGCCAGGCAGAGCAUGGAGAUGUUCCCAGAAGAGGUCCGGUACGGCUGGGUCGACAGCUGCUGCAUCGACAAGUCUAGCAGCGCCGAAUUGAGCGAGGCCAUCAACUCCAUGUUCCGCUGGUACCGCGGCGCGUCGGCCUGUUUCGUCCUGCUCGAAGACGUAGAGCUGUCGGAGCUCUCGGGCACCGACAAGUUUGAGAGGUGCAGGUGGUUCACGAGGGGCUGGACGCUGCAGGAGCUGCUUGCGCCUCCGGUGCUCUAUUUCUUCGACAAGGACUGGCGGUACAUGGAUGACAAGCUCACUCUGGCGGAUAGGAUCAGUGCCCGCACGAGCAUUGACGUGGAUGUGAUCAUGACCGGAUCUUGGGAGGAUAUGAGCAUCGCGCAGCGGAUGUCGUGGGCUUCCACGCGGACAACAACCCGGGUGGAAGAUAUGGCGUACUGUCUUAUGGGUGUGUUUGACGUCAACAUGCCGACUAUUUAUGGCGAGGGAGAGAAGGCAUUCAUUCGGCUACAAGAAGAAAUCAUGAAGGAGUCGGCAGAUGAAUCAAUAUUCGCGUGGGAUGCCUCAGCAAAGGAUAGGAAUCUAAACUCUAUAGGUGCGCUGGCUACAAGUCCAGCUCAAUUCCAUUCCAGUCACCAGAUCGAGGCACUACCAACGGAAUGGAAUCCGGCUUCAAUCAACGCCAAGGGCGUGUAUGCGAACCUUUCAAUCAUUAACCAGGAGCUACCUCAGGGGGAGCUUGUCAAAGUGGCUCUACUGUCUUGUAGAUACUCUUAUGACAUCAAUUCCCGCGUGGGCAUACCGAUACGGGCGAAGGGUGGUUCGCCAAAUCGCUUUGCCCGAACCAACGCUGCGCCGGUCUCCAUCCCGCUACAAGUAUUAUACCGAAACAUGCCCCCGGCUAUAUACCUAGACAAGCGAGAUCAAUCUUCUGUCGCAGCCUCGAGGCGUGGCACAUGUUGGGUGCAGUUUAGAUCCACCAGCAAGGAGUUUGGACCGGUAUAUGAAGCUCUAGGACCUGAGUGGCAUGUUAGCCCAACCCGAUCGAUGACAGCAAAGCUUCGAAGGCGAGGCGGGGGUCCGGACAUCAACUCACUUGUCAUACCUUUCCAGCAUGAGAAAUCUUCAGGAAUUCUGUAUCUGUCAUUAAGGUUGGCCCUCUCCAGUGGAGUGGGAGCUCUUGGUAUGAGGGUCAUCCAUGACGAUCCAGAACCUGUAAAGAAGCGUGUUGAAGAGCUUCGAAACAUGACCGACUUGAUCGCUCUGGGGCCCCAGGAGCAGGCGUAUUUCGAGCCAUUGGGCAGCAUCCUUGCGACUAUAACCAAGUUGCACGAUGACCAAUCAGUUUUCCAAGUUGUUCUCUCAGCAAGGCUCAAGUCGCACUUGGGUCCAUGA
Molecule: messenger RNA, 1584 nt
Organism: Clonostachys byssicola
Lineage: Eukaryota; Fungi; Ascomycota; Sordariomycetes; Hypocreales; Bionectriaceae
Source: the annotation of a GenBank genome assembly